CCUAACAAGGACACAAAGAUGAAGAACAAUAUUGGCAAUAACACAAAACUCAUACUCUUACAUCCUUAUAUCCAGAAACAAGGAACCUCGUAUCGUUUAUGGGUUCUUGCAUUUAUUUCAUUCCUCACUAUUGCAUUCCUCCUUACUCUUAUUUACACUAGAGAAUCCUUCACCACAUCCUCUGUCGUCGCGGUCUCUUCCAUAACUGCUUCAACUAAUCCUCCAUUAUCAAAAGCAGUUGUAAGGGCUCUUACACAUUAUGCAUCAAAUUCCAACAACACUGAACGUAUGUCGUAUACAGAUAUUAAACAAAUUGCUGAUGUUCUCCGACAAUGUCAACAGCCUUGUAAUCUCCUUGUUUUCGGCCUUACACACGAGACACUUCUAUGGAAAGCGUUGAAUCACAAUGGCAGAACAGUUUUCAUUGACGAAAAUAGAUAUUACGCUGCUUACAUUGAGGAGAAAUAUCCUGAAAUUGAAGCUUACGACGUGCAGUAUACAACAAAAUUGAGCGAAAUGAAAGAGUUGAUUGCUGCAGUGAAGGAACAAAUACGGAAUGAGUGUAAGCCGGUGCAGAAUUUGUUGUUUUCGGAGUGUAAACUCGGGAUAAAUGAUCUUCCUAACCAAUUCUAUGAGGUGAAUUGGGAUGUUAUUUUGGUUGAUGGACCAAGAGGGUACUGGCCAGAGGCACCCGGUAGAAUGUCAGCUAUUUUUACGGCUGGAGUACUGGCGCGGAGCAAGAAGUGUGGCAAUCCGAAAACACAUGUUUUUGUGCAUGAUUUUAAUCAAAAAGUGGAUAGAAUUACAAGUGAAGAGUUCUUAUGUAAAGAGAAUUUGGUGAAUUCGAAGGAUAUGUUGGGACAUUUCGUUAUAGGAAGAAUGGAUCCCAACAGCUAUACGUUCUGUCGCAACCAUAUAUAAUUUGGUACCAGUAGCAACUUCUUCUUGGUCCCAACAUCAAUGUAUUAAUUGUGUCAUAAGGUGAUUUUCAUAAUUUAAAGAUGUGUGGAAUUUUGAAUUUAUUAUGCU
Solanum verrucosum is the source of this 1029-nucleotide messenger RNA. Its product is annotated as protein IRX15-LIKE-like. The record is from RefSeq and is a predicted model, not a curated record. Bases 19 to 921 code for a protein of 300 amino acids. The transcript has a single exon. Gene Ontology annotation, biological process: xylan biosynthetic process. NCBI's taxonomy places the organism in Eukaryota, Viridiplantae, Streptophyta, Magnoliopsida, Solanales, Solanaceae.